Messenger RNA from Symbiodinium sp. CCMP2456, 4839 nucleotides. NCBI's taxonomy places the organism in Eukaryota, Dinophyceae, Suessiales, Symbiodiniaceae. The record is from the annotation of a GenBank genome assembly.
AUGCCUGAAAACGCCAGUCCUCGGGUUAGUGUUGCCCGCCAAAUCAGCUGCCAUUUUCCGUACUUCCCGUGGCGAGGCGAAGAGGACGUGGCGCCGCGAAGCCUGGCGACAUUGCUGAGCGAUGUGGGCCCCGAGGAUCUGGGGCUGACGGCCGCAGCGGCGAGAUCACCAUUAGAGCUGGUGGCUGCGGUUUCGACUUCGUCCCUGCGCUUUGCUGCAGAAGCGGCCGAGUUGACGAGCAGUGAGGUGCUGCUUGCUUCGCCCUGCCUUUGGCUGCACCAGCAGUUUGCGGAGGAAUUGGCCAUCGCGUGCUCGGAGUACUCGGCUGCUGCGCUGCUGGUGAACCCUGCGCAGGAGGAGCCAAGGCGCCUUUCCAAGAAGCAGAAGCAGAAGCUGCGCCGGAGGAAGGCUGAAGAAGCCUUGCAGGCAGCGGCCGAGGCAAAGACGGGGACGAGCUCAGGGACGGUUGCAGUCUUUAGGCCGUGUCUCGGCAAGCGUACUGGCGAUGCAUAUCGCUGGAUCUCUUACGGCAGAGUCUAUUCUGCAGCCAAGAAGAUCUCAAGUGCUCUUCAAGCGAAGCUUGCACCGGGGUCUCUGGUGGGCAUCUGUGGUGUCAACAGCCUCAACUGGUUCCUGGCUGACCUGGCAGCGGUCUUCGCCGGCGUUGGCUCCGUUCCACUGAGCGAGGAUUGGGAUUUGGCAAAGCUUCGUCCAGUAGUGGAGAGGUGUGAGCUUUCUACUGUGUUCUGUGACGGAUCGCAGCUUCCGAAGUGUCUGGCGCUGCCUUCACUCAGGUGGAUCAUCGUCCUGGAUGGUUGCGAAAAUGUAGGAGAGAGCGUGGAGGGCAUGUGCCACAUCGUUUCGAUGGACUCCUUGGCAGUCGCCCAGCCGGAGCGGCCCAUAAAGUUGCGAGGACCUUCAGACGUCCACACCAUCCUCCACACCUCGGGAACCACCGGCCUGCCCAAGGGUGUGGUCUACAGCGAUGAGCUUUGGCAGAAGAACAUGCUUAUGUAUCCGGGUCUCAAUGUGGGCUACUCGUACAUGCCGCUCGCCUACAUCACGGACCGUCAUACAGUGUACACAGCGCUCUGGAAUGGUGGACGUGUGGGAAUCCGAACACCGGGUUCUACCGAUGAAAUCUUUCGUGACCUCCAAGCUCUGCGGCCAACGGUUCUGAAGGGCGUGCCAGCCUUCUGGGAGAGAGUGCAACGGGCGGCACGGCUGGUGCAGGAUCGGUCGCUUCGCUUGCUGGGUGGCCGCUGCCGAGUGUUGAUCUGUGGUGCGGGUGCGCUGGAUGCUGGUGUGGCAGACUGGUUUCGCAGCUGUGCGUUGGACACUGGCCCUGUGGAGUUUCUGGAGAUGUACGGAGGCACGGAGUGCGGCAACAUCGCGGUCAAUCGAAGGAUUAACAAGGACAUCGAGUACAAGGUGCUCCCGUUCGAGGACAUGGAGCCUGGCAGUGGCGAGUUGGUCGUCAAGACAGGAAGCCACAUGUUCUCAUGCUACUACAAGGACCCGGAUCGAACUGCAGCUGCCUUCACAGAGGAUGGCUUCUAUAAGAUCGGGGACCUCGUGCGUGUAGAGGGGGAUCAGAUCGAAGUGAUCGGUCGCGCAAAGAGCUCCAUCAAGCUGGCGACGGGCAAGUGGGUCUUCCCGGAGUCCUUGGAGAUCGUGUACAGGACAGAGCUAGAAGCCCAGAAUGUCCAACACGUCUUCGUUCACGGCGACCUUUACCACGACUCUUUGGUCGCCGUUGUCGAUGCGGAGUCGAAGAACUUGGACCCCCAGCAGCUGCUGCAAAAGCUGCGCAGCCGCAGCCCUGCUCCACUGUGCGCGGUGCUUCUCGCCGAAGAGCCGUUCUCGCAAGAAGCCGGAACGCUGAACGGAACAGGGAAGAUGGACAGAAAGCGCCUUCUGUCCAUAUAUGGAGCUGCAAUCGAGGAAGAGCUGCAGAGGAGUGCCGCCAUUGCUGCGCGAGCCUCACUGGGCGAACUGGAUGCGGCCAAGAGCUUCAAGACGCAGGGCGGAACUUCCCUGCAAGCGGCACGAAUUGCACGCCUCUACCUGGAGUUGGGCGUCCCGAUGAGCCGGGCAGUGCAGCUGCUACUUUCGGACGAGCCGCUUGACUAUGUUCGGUCGCAGCUGGAGGAGGUGGAUGCCAUGGCGGAUUCAAAGCUCGGACUGCCGAAACCGCAGGUGGGAAAGCCAAGGCGUGAAGAAGACACGGAGUACACCCUGCUCACAGGUGGCACCGGCAUGGUCGGGCGCUACAUCCUUGCAGAGCUCCUGGAGAGGAGGAGACCGGUGCUUUGCCUCGUGCGGGCGGCUUCGGAGCACCAAGGGCGGCAGCGACUGGUCCAUGCGCUGACCCAGUGUGGUCGCUACCGGCCUGAGUGGUGGCAGCAGCUGGUGGUGUCGACGGCAUCACUGGCCAAGCCCUUGGACCUGAACCGGUCGGUCAAACAUGUCAUCCAUGCAGCUGCGAAGGUAGAUCUGAAGGCACCUUAUGCGGCCCACAGAGCUGCGAAUGUGCUUGGUACCUUCAACGUGCUGAGCUACGCGGCGAUGGUUGGCGCCAGAGUCCUCUUCAUUUCCACGACGGAUGUUUACAAGGACAAGGCCCAGGCGGAUGCCUGCGCCGUCGAUCCGGUGGCGGAGGUCCUCCAAGACGCGAGGCAUGGCUAUGCAGCAUCCAAGGCGGUUGGGGAGGCUCUCGUCGCCCAAGCCCUGCGCCAAGGCCUCUCUGCCUGCACAGCGCGGCUUGGUAUGGUUGCUGGGGACCGGCUGACGGGGUAUUGCUCGGCGACAGAUUUCACCAUGCGCUUGACGAUCGGCUACUUGGUGGGCAUGCAUUGCCUCCGAUUUGCUCAUGCGCAGUCCUUCCCGCAGACGCAGGACGAGACCGGAAUAUCCGGCUUCGUGGGUGAUCACCACACGGCCGUGCACUCGCUGCCGGUCGAUGUUGUGGCUGCUGCAGUGGUGGAUUUGCUGGAGCCUGGGCAAGCCAGGAGGAGUGGGGCGCCCCUCCUGCGCAUGGCAGAGCUGCAGCAAUGGCUCCUUGAUGGAACGCGGAUUCGGGUGAAGCCUUCGAAGUGCUUGCGCAUGGACGACCUGCGCGUCAGUUCUACGAGAGCCAUGUGCACAACUCCAACAGUAUUGAGCCCCAUUCUGCUGCUUCGGUCGGAGAUGCCCGAGUUCAGCCAAUUGCUCGUGCUACCGUUCCCGGAGUGGAUUCGAAAAGUAGAAGAAGAGGCACAGUUGUCCGCGUGGCCGGUCAUCGGAUGGGCAAAGGGCCAUGCGGAGUUUCCGGUUUUCAACACACGGUGCCCGGAGCUCAACGCUCCUUGGGCGCGGCAAGAGACCCUGGAAGGACGAGUUUUUAAACAGAGGUAUGAAGAAAGCCAUGCUCCGGAUGGAGUCAGGAAGCCACAUUCAGGUUUGCGCCGCGGCUUGGAUGAGGACUGUUUCCGGAGGAUGCUCCGCUUCAUCUUCGUCUCCGUGCCCUGCCACGAAAGCACGGGAGACUGCCAGGCAGUGAAUGCGGGAGGUGAUCGUCUUCAUCCGACAGCUGUAAGCUACGCCAUCUUGGAGAGGAGUUUCUGGGACGCCGAGCUCCGCCACGCCCUGCGCGCGCGGCUACGGGGUGGACUGGGAGGGCGCUGCCAUGAUGACAGCCGUGUGGAAUUCCUCCUGAGGAAUCGCGACAGGCUUGGAGAGAUGGAUUGGGACCUUGGCGAUGACGAUGACAGCGAGGAGGGCAAAGAUGAUGGAAGUGUGGUACCAGCUGGGAAACAUGGGAAGCUUCCGCAGCUUCGCAAGCGGCUGCCACCGGCAGUCACGGGUCUUCGCCUCUACGAGACGCUGCACCGGGAGUACGCCAAGGCGCUACAAGAGGAGGGACUGACAGUGGCAAUGUCGCGCGUCGCCGAUACGGCUUCGGAGAAGUAUGCAGAGCUACACAGGACAGCGCUCGAACUCCUGAGGUCCGUGGCCAGCCGCCAUCGCGAGAGUGGCAGCCGAUCGUCGGCCAACUACGACGUGCUCAUUUUCCGGGGAGAGGCUUUCGGCGACCGGCGCCGCAACCUUUCAGUGCGUCUGGCAAGCCUCCGCCGACGCCGGGGCAAAGUGCGGGAGGCCCUUUGCUCCGUGUUGGCAGCGCUUUGUUGCCGCUUGCAGAAGAACUGGCUCGCGGCGUACGACGAGGAGGAGCCGGUGCGUGGCUACUUUGCCCAUUCUUUGGUCGAGGCGAGCUCUGUCUUCCGUGUGGCCCUGCGCCCCGGGCGCCCGCUCCGCCUUGCCUCACUCCUGAUCUAUCAGGAGCUCCCGCUGGCACAAGCGCUGGCUGCCAUGGACCACGGCGGACCCUUCCCUGAGGGCCACGAGAAGGAGCCAAUCGGCGAGCGCCGGUACGGCUUGCAGCGCGUUGGGGUGGAAGGCUGCCCCGGUGAGGAGCAGAAGGAGCGGCUCUGCGACGUGGAGCCCGAGGCCCGCAUCCGCGAUCUGAUGAAGUCGAAGGCUCCAGUAAUUGUCCUGGACGUGUACUGUGCGCUGGCUCCGAAGGAUCACGCCAAGCGCCACAACCUGGGACCGGUGGUGAAGGCCGAGCUUGCAGCGCUCUUGCGCCGGAGUCGAGAUGCAGGACAGGCUGUCCUCUUCCUGGUGGGCGGCGAGCGCCCAGCCCAGCUGGCGCAGAAAGUGUACCUGCAGCCACGUUUCACUUCCAUUGGCGGCCUGAUGUGCGGGUAUCUCCGCUGGAAGCCCGAUGCUUCAGCACCUUGGGAGCCGCCAAAGCUGCAGGGCCAGCGGAGGAUCAUCUUUGGCCUACAAUUGCCUUGA